AUGGAACCAGGAAAUGAUACACAAAUUUCAGAAUUCCUUCUUUUGGGACUUUCAGAGGAACCAGAAUUGCAGCCCCUCUUAUUUGGGAUUUUCCUCUGCAUGUACCUGAUCACCGUGUGUGGAAACCUGCUCAUCAUCCUGGCCACCAUCUCAGUCUCCCACCUGCACACCCCCAUGUACUUCUUCCUCUCCAACCUGUCCUUUGCUGACAUCUGUUUUACCUCCACCACCGUCCCAAAGAUGCUGGUGAACAUCCAGACACAGAGCAAGGCCAUCACCUAUGCAGGCUGCAUCACCCAGCUGUUCUUUUUCUUAGUCUUUGGAGCAUUAGAUGACUGUUUUCUGACCGUGAUGGCCUAUGACCGGUAUGUGGCCAUCUGUCACCCCCUGCACUACACGGUCAUCAUGAACCCCUGGCUCUGUGGAAAACUUCUUCUGGCAUCCUGGAUCGUGUGUGUCCUGCAUUCUUUGUUACAAUGCUUAAUGGUGUUGAGGCUGUCCUUCUGUACACAUGUGGGGAUCCCCCACUUUUUCUGUGAGCUUAAUCAGAUGGUCUACCUUGCUUGCUCUGACACCUUUGUUAAUGACAUAGUGAUUUAUUUUACAUCUAUGCUGCUGGGUGGUGGGCCCCUCGCUGGGAUCAUUUACUCUUACUCUAAGAUCGUUUCAUCUAUACGUACAAUCUCCUCAGCUCAGGGGAAGUACAAAGCCUUUUCCACCUGUGCCUCUCACCUCUCAGUUGUCUCUAUAUUUUAUUGCACAGGCCUGGGUGUGUACUUUAGUGGUAGGGCUACUCACAGCUCACACUCAAGUGCAACAGCCUCGGUGGUUUACACUGUAGUCAUACCCAUGCUGAACCCCUUCAUCUACAGUCUGAGGAAUAAAGACAUAAAGAGGGCUCUGAAAAUAGUCUUUGGAAGGGAAACUAUGAAAGAAUCAAUUGGCCUGGAGCUGAAGUAG
Molecule: messenger RNA, 960 nt
Organism: Tupaia belangeri chinensis (Chinese tree shrew)
Lineage: Eukaryota; Metazoa; Chordata; Mammalia; Scandentia; Tupaiidae
Product: olfactory receptor 7A17-like
Exons: 1
Coding region: 1-960 (319 amino acids)
Biological process (GO): G protein-coupled receptor signaling pathway
Cellular component (GO): membrane
Molecular function (GO): G protein-coupled receptor activity; olfactory receptor activity
Source: RefSeq, a predicted model, not a curated record